Messenger RNA from Hydractinia symbiolongicarpus, 555 nucleotides. RefSeq names its product calmodulin-alpha-like. The transcript has 2 exons. The record is from RefSeq and is a predicted model, not a curated record. Lineage: Eukaryota; Metazoa; Cnidaria; Hydrozoa; Anthoathecata; Hydractiniidae. Bases 1 to 387 code for a protein of 128 amino acids. Gene Ontology annotation, cellular component: cytoplasm. Gene Ontology annotation, molecular function: calcium ion binding.
AUGGUCUUUCUAACAGACGACAUGUUGCAAACAUAUCAAGAUGCAUUUUGCAUGUUUGAAAAUCAUCUCGGUGUCAUCAAAUGUGAACUUUUGAGAGAUGCCUUAAAAACUCUGGGUUUCAACCCUACUGAUGUGGAGUUACAAAAUAUGACCAUAAUGGCAGAUAAAGAUGGAAAUAACGGGUUAAACUUUAACGAGUUUGUUGAUUUAACGCAAAGAUUGCAGAGUGACGAAAAAGAAACAAAAGCAGCUCGUGAUUCGUUCAACGCAUUCGAUUUUAUGGGAGAAGGUUACAUCGCAGCCAAAGAUAUUAAAGAAGCUUUACUGUACAUCAUGGAAAAAGCUCCGGAAGCCGACAAACAAAACAUUAUCAAACACUUCAAGUAAGUAAAACGAUAUUUGGUUCGUAUCACCGUCGCCGCACCUUUACUUGGGCGUUGCGGUAAGAGUGGGUACGUAAAUAUUUGAUAAGGCGUUAUAUUAAAAAUCUCCUUUUCUACUUCUUAAAAUAUUACUUGUGCAGGGAAAUGCAUAAUACACCUUUCCCGAAUUAGU